CCCCACCACCUUCAUCAACACCAUUCUCAAUUGCCAGCCCUGGGCUGCUCACGAUUCUGCGAAACACCGCUCUACAAUACCCCUCACCAAGGCUAACGAUAUGGAGGCAGCCCCCGUCCUCUCCACUCCGGAUGAUCGCAUCCUGGAAUCCACCGACCCGGUUGCGUCUCAGGAACCGAAUCGCACGCUCUCCGAUGAGGAGCUCUCGAUUGCCUAUGACAUCGAACGCACGCUGAAAGAGAUCCGCCAGGCACGGUAUAAGCGCAUUGCGCUCCAAUUUCCGGAUGACAUGCUCCCCGAUGCACCCCGGGUGUUUCAACUCCUCAGCCGCGGUCUGGACGUGACCGAUGCCCCCCCUCAACCACACAGCAACGGGCAAAGCAGCACCGACGGUGCCGAACAGCUAGCGGACUCGGUUGGCCAGCUCCAGGUCGAUGCGACUCCCGCGCCUGCCCCGAAACUAUACAUUCUGGCGGAUACUUCCUACGGUACAUGCUGCGUGGACGAGGUGGCCGCGGAGCAUGUGGAUGCGGACGUUGUCGUGCACUACGGCCGGUCGUGUCUGUCCCCGACAGCCAGGCUGCCGGUCAUCUACGUUUUCACACAAAAGCCUCUGCCUCUCGAGCCCCUCGUUCGCGCAUUCAAGGAGACCUACCCUGACCCUGAAACCAAGGCCAUUCUGGCGGCCGAUGUGACCUACUCGAACCAUGUCCCGACCGUCUACUCGCGUCUCGUCGAGGAGGGCUACACCAACCUGUUCGCCACGGAUAUCGUCCACAACCCUUCCUCCGCUAUCCCCAACCGCACCGUCCCGGAAUCGGUCCAAGAGACUCCGGAGUCACUUUCUGACUGGCAACUCUUCCACAUUUCCGACCCACCCACGGCCCUACUCCUGACCCUUGCGUCUCGCGUCGCCGCCAUCCAUAUCUAUCCCACCGAUGACGUGACAAAGGAGAUUGUGAAGCCGUUACCCGCGUCCACGGCGGCUGCCCUGCGUCGCCGGUAUGCCAUCUUGACCUCCCUCAACACCGUGCCCAUCUUCGGCAUCCUCGUCAACACGCUGAGCGUGAAGAACUACCUCCACAUCGUGGAGCAUGUGCGUGAUCGGAUUGCGGCCGCCGGAAAGAAGAGCUACCUGUUUGUGGUGGGCAAGCUCAACGCGGCCAAGGUGGCCAACUUCAGCGAGAUCGGCGGAUGGGUGGUCAUCGGAUGCUGGGAAAGCUCUCUGGUCGAUAGCAAGGAUUUCUGGAAGCCGGUGAUUACUCCAUCGGAGCUGGAGCUCACGCUCCAGGGCGAUACCGAGCGGGUGUGGACCGGAGCCUGGCGGAGUGACUUCCAGAGCGUCCUCGAUCAAUCCAAGGCAGAGGCGGAGAUUGCGGACCCCGCGGCGGACGAGGAAGGCGAGAUGUCGGAGCCCGAGUCCGCACCACCGGAAUUCGACCUGCGCACCGGUCGGUAUGUCUCGCACUCCCGCCCCAUGCGGAAUUCUGCACCCCGCGUUUCCGCUUCCUCAGCAGAGGAGGCCAUAUCGGCCGCUAGUGGGCCCUCGGCCGCGCGCGCCUUGGCCAGGCGAGCCAAGGGCGAUAUUGCCAUGAUCGGCGGGACGUUCUCGCCCGGGGCGGAAUUCCUGCAAUCCCAGCGGACGUGGAAAGGUCUGGGAAGUGAUUUUGACAUUCAAUACGAGGAAGAUGCGCCGGAUAGCACGCUGGUGGUGGAAGGGCGCAAGGGAAUCGCAAGGGGGUAUACAACCCCCACCGACUCUAUUCUCUCGCUCUAUCACACUUCCCGCUACCUCCGCUCCUUUCUCCGCUCAUACCCAACAGCAUGGAAGUAUUUUUCGUUCCGGCUCUUUUAUCCCUCAGGCACGCCUCCUCCGAUUCGCGUAAUCCUCACCGGUUCCUCGGAGGCAGUGGUGCCCCGUCAGUCGCGACCGUACGCUCUCGAUCAGCUGCUGAUGAAUGUGGUGCUUCCGUUCAGCCCGUGUUUGCGCAGCCUGGAGUUGGAUAACACGGCGGUCUCGGGUCAGAUCCUUAUCUCCACAGUCCUUCAUGCUCGACGGGAGACACUGGAGCAUCUCUCUGUUCGGGGGUGCAAGAACGUGUCACUCAAGUAUCACAUUAUUCCUUACUUGACCAUGUUUGGUCUCCAGUACGAUGUGAACAUGGAACGGAAUAUCGGUAGCUCUCCUGCCACCAAACACCUCGCUCUCAAAAGUCUCUACACCUACCGAUGUCGCCACCACCGCCGUCGCCCCUACCUCACGUCAUCGCUGUCGCGAAAGGAUUCGGAUUCCGAGCCCACACAUGAGCUGGUCAACCUCUGUCACAAGCUGGGCAUCUGGACGGAUACGGCGUGGUGCUCGACUCCGGCCGGGCGGUGCUUCCGCAGAAGAGGGUACGUGUCGAUGCGGGUUCCCCAGGGUUCGGCCGAGGUCUGGGUCGUCUUUGAUCGGCUGUGGAGGUCGAAGAACUGGAUCGGACCGAUCGACUCGGGUAACAGGCCAGCUCAGCGUGACGGCAAGCUGUGGGAGCACAAUGAAACGGGCUAUUGCGGCGAACCGCUGGGGACGGGUGAGAUUGGUAAUCUCGGUGAUGGCAAGAUGAAACCGGCGCAUCUGCGUCAAAGUCACGCGCAAUUUGUCCAGAACAUCCGCUGUGAUAACUGCUGCGAAGUGAUCCCGGAGCGUUGCGAGCAAUGCAGCAUCUUGAUGCACUGCGUCGGAUGUCGAAAGACUCUAUGUGCUAGCUGUGCAUACGAUCGGCCUUACAUUGCUGGUCAUUUGGAGCCCUCCUCGACCAAGGAGUCGAAUCCGUUCUGGUGGGCCCCUGGCGCAACAGUUUCGCCGUGUUCGAUGCAAGACCCAGUGGAACUCACGGAUCAUGAGGCACUCACCACCAACCCCACCGCUCCCGCCGCUUAUCCGGCCCUCAAGCUGCACUGGUGCUGCACGGAACCCAUAUUCUCCGGCGGAGGCGGGAUCAGUAUCGGCACUUCCAAUCGGGACGUAGAUCAAGUGCGCGCGGUGCCUUUACCCAGGGGACAAGGCUGGGAGGACCUCGAGAUCUCGGCUCAGGAAUGGAGCAAGACGUUCCCGCGCGACGCUUACGGGGACCCACGCAAGCCGGAUUACACCCUCGAGACGGGACACAUAGCCAUGAUGAAGUGGCUGCUGGGUCCGCCUAACCGACAACCCACGGCCUGUCCCCGGAACUUGUGCCAGGAUUGCUACGACACGCCGCAGUGGAAGGUGCAUUGCAAGAGCUGCUCGAAGCCGUUGUGCAUUGAGCAUGACCUCCGCGGUCUACGGCUGAGGAUUUGUGGCUACCGGGACUUGACGCUGGAGAAGAUGGCGAUCCAAAACCACGCUGCAUCAGGCUCUCGCGGCUACCUGGCCCCGCACAUGGCCUAUCCCCACUCCGUCCCUGAGUUCGAGUUACCGUUCCGGACCCAGCGGGUGAUCGACUCCACGACGAGCAGCUUCACCGAGGACCACGGUGAGGGGGCCGGGGAGGUGCGCAGUCGCGCUCUGCCCGAACCCCCGGGACCGGCUUCGCUGAUCCAUCGCCGCUCCCGAAGUCUGUCCCUGUCCAACUCCAACCGAUCGCGAUCGUCCUCCCCAUCUUCCAUCUACUGUGACUCGCCGUCCGAGCAGCUCCGAUGGCAAGGCUGCCAAUCCUUCUUCUGCCCGCAGUACCGUGCCGUCGGCGACCAACGCCAGCGGUGCGCCAGCGUGCUCCGCGAAUGCACGAGUUGCGCCGUCUACGUGUGCCAGGACUGCGUGAAGGCCAACCCACCCUGCAAAUGCUCCUUCUGCGAAGUCAACUACAUCUGCCCGAACUGCGUCAAGGUACGCGAACGCGAGGGGACCUGCCGCCGGUCGGCAGAGGAGAAGGCCCGCCGCGAGCAGAAGUGGAAGGAAGACAUGCGUAUGCUCGAGGGGAUCCUAGAGGCGAAGCUGGCGAACGCGACCGCCGAGUAUGCGGGCCAGUUCUUCGGGUUCUUGGAAGGUGGUGAACCCUCUUCUUUUUCUCCAUCGUCCUCAACCCACUCCGAUCCCGAGCAACUUAUUGCGGUACAUAUAACGUCAACACAACACUAA
Aspergillus fijiensis CBS 313.89 is the source of this 4099-nucleotide messenger RNA. RefSeq lists its product as uncharacterized. The record is from RefSeq and is a predicted model, not a curated record. Bases 101 to 4099 code for a protein of 1332 amino acids. Gene Ontology annotation, biological process: protein histidyl modification to diphthamide. The transcript has 4 exons. Gene Ontology annotation, molecular function: 2-(3-amino-3-carboxypropyl)histidine synthase activity. Lineage: Eukaryota; Fungi; Ascomycota; Eurotiomycetes; Eurotiales; Aspergillaceae.